Messenger RNA from Carassius carassius (crucian carp), 1644 nucleotides. Its product is annotated as BMP and activin membrane-bound inhibitor homolog. Bases 386 to 1171 code for a protein of 261 amino acids. The record is from RefSeq and is a predicted model, not a curated record. The transcript is spliced from 3 exons. Gene Ontology annotation, biological process: transforming growth factor beta receptor signaling pathway; positive regulation of canonical Wnt signaling pathway; negative regulation of transforming growth factor beta receptor signaling pathway. NCBI's taxonomy places the organism in Eukaryota, Metazoa, Chordata, Actinopteri, Cypriniformes, Cyprinidae. Gene Ontology annotation, molecular function: frizzled binding.
CUACACCGCUUCCAAAAGUGAAUCAGUGAACUCUCCCCGGCCAGUGAGCUGAGUCCGUGAUCCAAAGAUAGUUGUCCAAAUCUAAAUUCUUUUGGAUUUUUCUUAUUAUUAUUGUAUUAUUUCCGUUUGUGUGUGUGUGUAUAUUCGGGUUCCUAACGCAUGACGGAUUGGUUUGGUUACGCACAAGGAAUGUUUCUGUUGUUCGGAAUCGGAGCUCAGCGACUCGGCGUCGGUCUCUGAUGGAGCAAGACACAGCCUGUGCCCGUUUGUUUUUGGAUACAGCGUAGAUCACAUAUACCUGGGAAUGCAGUAAUCAAUGUAGGCCAUAUGUAACAAGUCCUCAAACCAGUCGGAGGGUCUUCAAGACAAGGAAAAGCAGUUGUAAAUGGAUCGCCAUUCCAGCCUUGUUUCUCUCUGGUUUCAGCUGGAACUUUGUGCCAUUGCUGUUCUUCUCACUAAAGGAGAGAUCAGGUGCUACUGUGACGCACCACACUGCGUUGCCACUGGAUACAUGUGUAAAUCAGAGCUCAACGCUUGCUUUACGAAGGUCCUGGACCCACUUAACACAAACUCGCCUCUUACACAUGGGUGUGUAGACUUGCUAGUAAACUCAGCGGACGUGUGCUCCAGCAAAAAUGUGGAUGUUUCCAGCGGAAGCCCCUCUCCUGUAGAGUGUUGCCAUGAUGAUAUGUGUAACUACAGAGGUUUGCAUGACCUCAUGCACCCUCGAGGUGAUUCGACAGACAGAUACUACAGCUCCAACCAGAACCUGAUCACAAGGGUGCAAGAGUUAGCAUCCGCUAAGGAGGUGUGGUUCCGGGCGGCAGUGAUAGCGGUUCCCAUCGCGGGUGGGCUUAUCCUGGUUCUGCUGAUUAUGCUGGCGUUGCGAAUGCUUCGUAGUGAAAACAAGCGUCUCCAGGCCCAGCGCCAACAGAUGCUGUCUCGCCUGCAUUACAGUUUUCAUGGACACCACCAUGCCAAGAAAAGCCAUAUGGCCAAGUUGGACUUAGAGUGCAUGGUGCCGGUAACGGGACAUGAGAACUGCUGUCUGGGCUGCGAUAAGCUGCGGCAGACGGAGCUGUGCAAGGGAGGAGGAAGCGGAGGAGAACACCUCCUAUCUCUUGUGCACUGGGGGAUGUACACAGGACAUGGCAAGCUGGAGUUCGUAUGACUACUCGGAGCUUCCUUGUUAGGGCACAAAAGGGUAACUGUGUAGUUUGCUGUCAUAAUUUUAUUAUGGUCCCGCUCGGCAUGUUAUUUUAUUGUCUCCAUGGAGAGCGAAGAAAUUUCAAGGACACAAAUCUUUGUGUUUUCUCUAAAGAGCACUUUACUUGAAUUAGAUUGGCCCGUCUGUGGGGCUGUGGUGAAUAUGAAAGGGGCGGGGCUAAUGACUACAAACUCCGCCCCUUCCCCACCAAGCUGUGUCCUGUGGAUCCUGGAAUGACACUGAAGACUGAAGGAUUCGUAAAGACGGUCUUAUUUUGCACAUUUGUAUAAAAAGGACUAGAUGACUGUGGGUUGGUUGGAAAGUUGCAUUCGAAGUGGCUUUUUUUUUUGAAGAAUUUUACACUGACACCAGGGUACAAAUAAGGUUUGUUGUAGUCAAAUUGAAUGAAUAAAGGAUCCAAUCUUGACUGUAACAAA